AUGCUAAAUGAAUCAGAAAACUACAACUAUAUAUUCCCAAAACCUAAAAGUAGUUAUUUUGUUGGUACGAACAGCGAAAAUUUACAAAUACCAGGAACAGAAGUUAGAGCAUCAAUAGUGAUAGAUGGUUUAACAGUUUUAGAUUUUAAAGAUAAGGAAUGGAGAAAAGCAGAUAAAGAUCUAUCAAAGAAUUUUUAUAAAAUGUUAUUAGAAAAAAUCCCAAUGACCUAUAAGAAAAGUGAAAUAUCAUUAGAUUUUCAUGAAAUAAUAACAAAAAAGACAGUAUCAAUUUACAAAACACCAACACUAUCAAGAUUUGAAUACGAAGCUACCUAUAACAAUACAGUUCCUUUUGGUUAUAAUGAAAACUAUGAAAUCUAUGCAAGCUUCGAUGACAUCAAGAUAUUUUGUAGCUCAGUAUUUGGUUUAAUGCAUGCAUUAAAAAGUUUAUUUCAGGCAGGUUAUGUUGUUGUUUAUUAUGAUCAAUCAGGAAGCCACACACCUGAUGGAAAACCAGGGGAAUAUAAGAAACUUCAUUUAAAGAAUUUGCCUUUCAACAUAAAUGAUAGACCAAGAUUAAACUUUAGAUCACUUUUAAUAGACAGUGGCAGAUACUAUUUAGAACCAGAGUAUAUUAAAUCAAUUAUAUUUACAAUGUCCCUCUUAAAAAUGAAUGCUUUACACUGGCACAUUACAGAUGAUCAAUCCUUCCCAAUCGAAAUUAAAGAAUAUCCAAGACUACAAGAAAAAGGCGCUAAUCAUCUAGGAUAUAUACACAAUAAUAUCAAAUAUAAAAAGAAUAAAAAUAACUAUUAUAAAGAAUCAGAUGUAAAAGAUAUAGUUCAAUUUGCUAAAUCAGUUGGUAUUAGAGUGAUUCCAGAAAUAGAUAUUCCAGCUCAUACAUUAUCAUGGGGGAAAGGAUAUAACAACUUAACAACGCAAUGCCCUAAAUUUUUAGAAAAAAAGUACAAUGAAAUCAAUGGAAAAUAUACAUACUCAUUACCAUUAGAUGUUUCAAAUGAAUUUGUAUAUACAGUUAUUGGGGCAAUAUUCGACGAAUUGAACGAUCUAUUCCCCGAUCCAUAUAUUCAUAUUGGUGGUGACGAAGUUCAAAAAGAGUGCUGGGAUGAAGAUAUGGAACAAAAGAAAAGAAUGGUUCAAGAUCAUAAUAUUUUAGACACAUCUCAAUAUUUAAUUUUCUUUUUCAAUCGUUUAAAACCAAUUAUCGAAUCAAAGUUACCAAAAAAAAGAAUUAUAUUCUGGGAGGAUGUAAUGGAUAAUAUAGGUGAUGACGAAAUUAACUCCCUCAAAACUAUUAAUAAUAAAGAUAAAAUAAGUAAAAGUUUUCAAAAUAUUUUAAAUCACAAUAAUAUCUUUCAAGUUUGGAGAGGACCAAAUCAAUUCAAUACUUUGAAAACAACCAAAACCCCAUUCAUCUAUAGUUUUGGCAACUACCUUGACCCAUCUUAUCAAUCAUGCAAUAAAUUUACAAAUUGUUUAUUUGAUCAAGAGAAUGAAAUUAGCACAUAUCAAAAAUCAAAAUUAUUAAUAGGUAUGGAGGCCUGUGCUUGGGAGAUGGUUCCAAAUGGUGAUGUUUAUUCAGUCGAAAAAGAUGGAUCAAAACAAGAGCGUUCAUUUAAUCAACGUCUAUGGCCUCGACUUUUAGCAAUCUCUGAAAAAAUGUGGUCUGAAGGUAAACCAUAUUUAGAUUUAAUUUCAGAAAAAGAAAAAGAAAUAAUUGUACAAAACACAAUAAAAAGAGGUAAGAAAAUGUUAAAACUAUUAGAUAAAACAAUUAAGAAUCACAAUUUAGUUGAUUCUGAUAAAAUAAUAGGUGACUUAUAUUAA
This is a messenger RNA of Dictyostelium purpureum, 1848 nucleotides long. RefSeq lists its product as uncharacterized. The transcript has 2 exons. Gene Ontology annotation, molecular function: beta-N-acetylhexosaminidase activity. The record is from RefSeq and is a predicted model, not a curated record. Gene Ontology annotation, biological process: carbohydrate metabolic process; glycosaminoglycan metabolic process. Lineage: Eukaryota; Evosea; Eumycetozoa; Dictyosteliales; Dictyosteliaceae. The coding region runs from base 1 to 1848 and encodes 615 amino acids. Gene Ontology annotation, cellular component: membrane; lysosome.